AUGAUCUUCUCGCAUCUGGCUUCCCCGGCGUUCUCAUACUGGUCAGUGCAUUGUGCUUCGGGCGCACUAGCCGUUGCUUUGGGAGCCUUCGGUGCGCACGGGCUGAAGGGCCGGGGCCUCGAUACAAGGAUGCUGGAGGUAUGGGAUACAGGGGUGCGGUACCAGUUUGUCCAUUCGCUUCUUGGACUCUUCGCCGUCAUGCACCGACACGUUGAGGUAAAAAGCGGCAGCACCCAUCCCGCCAGUCAUAACUAUGGCUCGCUCUUAGCGGGUAUUGGUAAUCUGCUAUUUGCGGGAAGUUUGUACGGCAUAGUGCUCACGGAUAUCAAGAAACUUGGGAUAAUCACCCCGAUCGGGGGACUGCUCUACAUUGCCGCGUGGUUGUGCGUGGCAGCAGACCUAUGACUAAUGAGUUGCAUUUUUUUCCAUGAGGACUCGAGGGAGAUGAAAAACGAAGUACGAGGAAGGUGGGAAAAAUGAAAACGAAGAAGCACGGUGUUCUGCUUUUGCUAGAACUAACUAAAAAGGUACAAAGGAAAGGAGGAUGGCGCGCGACUGCAAUAGCACGAAGACAUGUCCUCGCAUACAAUGCGUGUGGUUUCUCCCUGCUAUCGCAACAAUCGUGUAUUAUCGUAACGGUUGCUGCGACCCGUCAACGAACUUAAUUCGACAUGUUAGCAGGCUAUCGCUGUUGUAUAGAGAGGAUUUACAGUUAAAGUUUUACCUUGUUCGCCGCAACAGACAGUAGAC
Molecule: messenger RNA, 750 nt
Organism: Amoebophrya sp. A120
Lineage: Eukaryota; Dinophyceae; Syndiniales; Amoebophryaceae
Source: the annotation of a GenBank genome assembly